AUGCUAAAAUUGUGGUGGAUUCAGCGUAUCCACAUCCUUAGAGGCUGCCUGAGUGACCCUGAGGUGGAGGAAGGAAUCCUCUACAGAUAUGGGGGAACGCUACAACUGAAUCAUGUCAAGGGUGAAGGAGCUGCUGUGCCCAUCUGGAUCCCUAUCAGAGGCACUUCACAGCAGAGGGGUUUCAUUUCCACCAGGCUCAGUGGAGGCCCCCCGCAGACUGUGAUUUUUAAACGUUUUUCUACUCCGAGUGCUGUGACAGUGAAGGAACAAACAUCUGAGGAGUUUCUUUUAGAUGCAGAACUGCCAAGCACACCACCACUGCCUUUAGCUGCUUCUCCCUGUGCUGCUCGGACUGGACCCAUUAAGACAGGUGGUCGAGUCUUUGUGUUGGACCAUAACAGAUGGACAGAUCCAAUGAGAAAUGCCAUUGAUGGUUUGCUUGCCAAGCACCACGGGAGCAAGGACCUCCUGACAAAGGUGGAUGCUGAAUAUGCUGCUAUGGUACAGAGUGCCUGCACUGACCCAAACAGCCUUUUGCACUCAACCACAAAGCAGCACAUAAGCAGGUACAUAAAACACCUUGCUAAAAAAAAGAACACUAAUGCUUCACUCAACACCAGCCCAGAAAAGCUCCUGGAGACACAGCAGUUAUGGCAGCGUCUUCAUUCAGGCAGUGAAACCAUCAGUGUCCCAGUGACAGUACUUCCACCUGCCCCGGUCAAUCCACCCGCAAAGAGUGUUCCUGAGGCUGUCUCUCUAGACCAGGCAGCGCUUGAAAAGAUGGUGAAGGACAUCAUAGAGAAGCAGCAGGCAGUUCAGAAGCAACAACAACAGCAAAUGCCACAAAAAAAGCUCACCAGAUCCUGUUUAGCCUGUGGUCAGCCUAAGUCUCGAUACAUGGGUGAUGGCACCUCAAUACAUUUCUUUUAUCAAGGCGGUGAUGUUAAAUACUUCUACUGCUCCAAGAAAGUUUUUGACACAUAUUCAGCAGAGGGCCUGACCAACCCCAGAAUGCCUUUUGAAGACUUUGCAGCGACUCCUUUUUUUCAGCGAGAACUGGAGUCUUCUAAGCGGAGAGGGGCGGAAAAUAAGAGGGUGAUUGAGGAGAGAAGCAAGAGGAAGUCUGUAGUAGAGCAUCCUACUGGUCGUCUGUGCAGAUUCUGCCACCUGCCACUGAAACAAGGCCAAACAGUCCUCAUAUUCACACUGGUUUCCCUGGAGUGGCAGGCUCAGGGAAUGAGCACAGAAAUGUCAUGGAGAGACUUUCAGCAGUCUCCAUUCUAUGAGGCCGAGAAGAAGAGUGGAUUGAGGAAAAGAAAAAAAUGA
Messenger RNA from Pimephales promelas (fathead minnow), 1326 nucleotides. The record is from RefSeq and is a predicted model, not a curated record. Lineage: Eukaryota; Metazoa; Chordata; Actinopteri; Cypriniformes; Leuciscidae.